AUGAGUUCUUUCCCUGUGGAGAAGAAGGAGGACAACGCUCUUGCCCCUGUCGCCUCCAUCGACGAUGAAAAACUAGGCCACCGAACCGAGAGCGGCGAGGACCAUAGCAUCAUCGAAGGCUCCGAAGGUGUCACUCAGCAUGACCUGGAUACACUGAGGCACGUUGCCGAUCGUCUCCCCUACACAGCAUGGUUGGUCGUCAUCGUUGAGUUCGCUGAACGUUGGACCUACUACGGUACUACGAAUAUCUUCAACAACUAUAUUCGUGCUCCCUUGCCUCGCUUUUCGACUACUGGCGCGGUUAUUGCUGCUGAUCGCGCUGAAGGCAUCGCUGGCGCUCUCGGUAAAGGCCAGCAGAUCUCUUUCUCCAUCAGGACUUUCAACAGCUUCUUCGUCUAUGUCACCCCCUUCCUCGGCGGUAUCAUCGCAGAUACGAUGUGGGGACGCUACACCACGAUUUUGGUCUUUUCGAUCGUUUGUUUAAUUGGCCACGUCAUUCUUGUUGCCUCCGCCUCUCCUGCUUCUCUUGCCCACCCUGACACCGCAAUGGGGUUGCUGAUCUUGUCGAUUGUUGUCAUCGGCGUUGGAGCAGGUGCUAUCAAGGCCAAUGUCUCGCCCAUGAUCGCAGAACAAUAUACGGGGAAACUCCGUAAAGUCACCCUGCCUUCCGGAGAAACGGUCAUUAUGUCCCCUGCAGUUACGAUCCAGAGCAUAUAUCUCUGGUUCUACGCUGCGAUCAAUUUCGGCUCGUGCGGUGCCAUCUCCGCAUCCUUCGUAGCACGAGAUCACGGUUACUGGGUUGCUUAUCUCAUCCCAACUGGUAUCUUCUGCUUGGUGCCCCUUGCCCUCAUCGCUGGAAAGAAGAACUAUGUGAUUACCCCACCCCGCGGCUCUAUCCUUCUCGAGACUGUUCGCGUUAUUGGUAUGGCCCUGGGUCCUCGAUGGUCAAUCAACCCUCUCCGUACCAUAAGGGCAAUCAAGGCAAAAGAUUUUUGGGACCCUGCCAAACCAAGUUAUUAUGAAGAAGGCAAAGUUCCUACGAAAAUCACUUGGGAUGACGAGUUCGUUGGCGAAGUCUCACGUACUCUCAAUGCAUGCAACGUCUUUUUAUUCUUCCCCUUUUUCUGGCUCUGCUAUUCCCAGAUUGACGGAAAUCUCGGAACGGUUGCUGCCGGAAUGACACUGAAUGGUAGUCCCAACGAUCUCAUUCAAAAUCUGAACCCAAUCAGCAUUAUCAUUAUGAUUCCUAUCUUCGACAAAAUCAUCUACCCACUCCUAAGGAAGAGAGGUAUCAACUUCACGCCUAUCAAACGCAUCUACGCAGGAUUCCUUGUCGCUGGUCUCGCCAUGGUCUACUCCGCCGUCUUGCAGGUCUACAUCAACAAAACUUCCCCAUGUCACGAUAACGAGCCCUCAGCGUGUACCAAGGCAGAUGGUACACCAAACCCUUCCCCACUCAAUGUUUGGAUCGUCUCCGGACCAUACAUCUUGGUUGGUCUCUCCGAGAUCUUCGCGUCCAUUACCUCUUUGGAGUACGCCUUCACCAAGGCACCAAAACGCAUGAGGUCUGUCGUCAUGGCGUUCUCACAAUUCCAAACCGCCCUUUCCUCCGCCCUCAACUUUGCCCUCGUCGCAGUUAACGUCGAGCAGAAGUUUGUGUGGCUCUUUGGUUCAUUCGCCGUGACGGCUUGGAUAGUUGGUACGAUUUUCUUCUUUACUUUCCGGGAUCUCGAUAGGCGGGAAUUGGAGCUCAAUGCCAUUGGGCAAGGAAAUCGUAAAGGGUUUGCUGGAGAAAAGGAAGCGACGACUUAA
Messenger RNA from Laccaria bicolor S238N-H82, 1812 nucleotides. Its product is annotated as peptide/h+ symporter protein. Gene Ontology annotation, molecular function: dipeptide transmembrane transporter activity. The transcript is spliced from 14 exons. The record is from RefSeq and is a predicted model, not a curated record. NCBI's taxonomy places the organism in Eukaryota, Fungi, Basidiomycota, Agaricomycetes, Agaricales, Hydnangiaceae. Gene Ontology annotation, biological process: oligopeptide transport; transmembrane transport. Gene Ontology annotation, cellular component: membrane. Bases 1 to 1812 code for a protein of 603 amino acids.